AUGGACGCUCUACGAGCAGCCGCCAUCGGCGUCGACCAUCCCGACAGCUUCGUCACUGCCCUCUCCUCCAGCUUUCUACCUACCACCACGACAGCCACAUCGAUACUCUUCGUCGCCGCCGCCUCGCCCACUUCGACGCCGCCGCCGUCGUCCGGGGGCGGCGCCGAGGGCGAGUGCCAGCUGCUCGGCUCCUUUGCCCUGCUCGUGCAGGCUGCGCUUGGCGGGCUGGCCCUGCUGGCGCUCGUCUACAAGCGUUGGCGGGAGCGCCCGCAGCGGCCGGUCAAGGUCUGGGCUUUUGACGCCUCCAAGCAGGUCUUUGGCUCGGUGCUCGUCCACAUCGCCAACAUCUUCAUGUCGAUGCUCACGAGCGGCCGCUUCUCCAUCACGGUCACCAACAUCGUCGGCCGUACCACCACCGCCUCGGCCGCUGCGGCCCCGUAUAUGCCCAACCCUUGUUCCUUCUACCUGCUCAACUUGGGCAUCGAUACCACCCUCGGUAUCCCCAUCCUCAUCGGUCUCCUCCACCUCUUGACUGCUCUCGUCGCCCUGACACCUGUCGGUAAGCCUCGCGAGUCGAUCCAGUCCGGCCACUAUGGCAACCCGCCUAGCGCGUGGUGGUGGCUCAAGCAGUCCGUCAUAUACUUUUGCGGCCUGUUCCUCAUGAAGAUCUGCGUCCUCGUCAUCUUCAUCACCAUGCCCUGGAUCUCCACAGUCGGCGACUGGGCGCUCAGCUGGACCGAGGGCAACGAGAAGCUGCAGAUUGCCUUUGUCAUGAUGAUCUUUCCCCUCAUCAUGAACGCCAUGCAGUACUACAUCAUCGACUCCUUCAUCAAGAAGCCCUUUUCCGAGGCCGACUUGUCAGACGACGACGAGCGCGCCCAGUUCCGCCCGCUUCGCCCCGACGACGACGAACUUCAAGAUGUCGAUAGCGACGGCGAUGCUGACGACGAGGCACCGCUAGUGGACAAGUCGUCCGUUAGGACUAGGACGAUGAAACCCCAGAACCCGGGCCGAGCUGGCGCCAACAGCGAAGAAUACGAUCCGGACCUGGACGGUGAUGCGAACACCAUUAUCGGCAGUAGCUCAUCAGCCACCGACGCCAAGCCGUCGACACCAGUGACGACGAAUUUAUUACCUAAAGAAUGA
This is a messenger RNA of Cordyceps militaris CM01, 1146 nucleotides long. RefSeq names its product vacuolar membrane protein. The coding region runs from base 1 to 1146 and encodes 381 amino acids. NCBI's taxonomy places the organism in Eukaryota, Fungi, Ascomycota, Sordariomycetes, Hypocreales, Cordycipitaceae. The record is from RefSeq and is a predicted model, not a curated record. Gene Ontology annotation, cellular component: membrane. The transcript has 2 exons.